Molecule: messenger RNA, 1514 nt
Organism: Prorocentrum cordatum
Lineage: Eukaryota; Dinophyceae; Prorocentrales; Prorocentraceae
Source: the annotation of a GenBank genome assembly
GCCCAGCCCGGCGCCAGCCGCCGCGUCCACUGGCGGAGGCGGCGGGUCCUGGACUCCGAGGCCCGCGGCGACGGCCGCCCAGGACGCGGGGCCGCGGCCCGCCACUGCGGGCAGCGCCAGGCCACGCGCAGCCGUCGCCGCCACUGGCGCCGCGCCCAAGCCAACGGCGACCACGCCAGGUGUUACCACCAAGACGCCUCCGAGCGCCAGCUUCGCCGCAGCGGCCAGCGCGCAGCCCAAGUUCGGGCUGGGCGCCAAGCCCGCCGCGGCAAGCGCCGCCCCGCUGGGUGGCGCCUACGGCGCCGCGCCGGGAGGCUUCGGCGCCCCCGGCUGGGGCCUCCCCGCGCACGGAGCUGCUGGCUACGCCGCGCUGGGCCCCACCAUGGGCGCACCCGCGCCCGGCUGCGGCUACGGGGCGGCGCUGCCGCAGGCCGCUGGCUUCCAGGCGCUGUCCGCGGCCUCGGCGCCUGGCGGCUUCGGGGCCUUCGCGCCCGCCGCGGCGGCGCCCACGCCCGGCGGCUUCGGGGCCUUCGGGGGGCCGCCCACGGCCGCGGGACCCAUGGCCGGCUUUGCGGCGGCACCAGCCAGCGCCGCCCCCCCUCAGACCGGCUGGGCAGAUUUCGGGUCCUCGCUGGCGACCGCCGCCCCAAAGGCCCCGGCGGCUGGGGGCGCCACCGGCUUCGCCUCCUUCCCAGCGCAGCCCGCGCCCGCGGUCGCCGCCACUGCGCCGGCGUUCGCCGCGUUUGGGGCGGGUCUCGCCGCUCCUGCACCCGCGCCGCGGCCAGCGGGCACGGCGCCGCUCGGCACCGAGAACCUGUUCUCCCUGCUGGGGGGCCCGCCUGGCAGACCUGGCGCCGCCGCCGCGGCGCCCGCGCAGCUGGCGGGGACGCCGUGGCCCACGGCACCGUCGCCGUGGGACGCGCCCGCGCCGGCCGCGCUGGCGCGGGGCCAGCCCGUCUCCGCCUGCGGGGCGAUGGCGGGCCAGGCGGACGCUCAGUGGCCGCCAGGCUGGGCAGGCGCCGCCACACCCCAGCCCGCGCCAUUCGGCGCCCCAGCGGGCGCGCAGGCGCCCGUGCCCAAGCCAGCUGCCGGGAAAGCCGACCGCUCGUGGGUGGCCGAAUUCGACCCUAUGGCGUGAGCCGCGCCGUGCGGCGCUGCAGGCCCCCCUCUGCUGCCGCGGGCCCCUCGAGGGUGCCCGCCACUGACGCGGUGGCGCGGGCGCCCGCCUGCCGCGCGGCAGCGCCCCGCCGCGGGGCCCCGCCGGCGGACGCGGCGUCGUGAGGGAGCCGGCCACGCGUGCGGAGGGGCCCUUCUCCGCCAGAGGUCAAGUCGGGCCUGUCCCCCUACAGGGGCGCGGUGGGUCGAGCCCGUCGCACACGGGGGCGGGGGCCGCUGCGGAGGAGGGGAGCGCGCCCGCCCCGUCCGACGACGUAGUCUACCGCCCGCGGCGCGCAGGGCGGGGGCGGGAGCGAUUUCGUCUUCGUGGCUGGCGGGCGAGAGGGGUGCCAUGGGGC